AUGGUGACAGCUCCGUUCCUGGGAUGGGCCGCUAUCCGACCCAUCCCCAGGCUGCCCAGACACAAUACUUGCAAAUAUGUAUCAAGCAGAUUACAAUCCUUCAAAAGACCACUUGGAUUCUCUUUGAAAGGGCAACAUUACCGAAAUCUGAGUUCUUCUCCAGUCUGGGGCGAUGCAGGUAUCGACCUAGAGAAAACUCGAAAUAUCGGCAUUAUCGCCCAUAUUGAUGCCGGCAAGACCACCACCACGGAGCGCAUGCUCUACUACAGCGGCUUCACACGGCGAAUAGGCGACGUUGACGACGGCUCAACAGUUACAGACUUUCUACCUGCAGAAAGAGCCCGUGGAAUCACCAUCCAAUCUGCUGCCAUUACCUUCCACUGGCCACCGUUGGCUGCUGAUGGGACCUCCAGUGGGCCUAGCUUGGAAGAUCUAGAAUCCCAGAACCUUCCAAGGUCGAGAGCUUCUCACACGGUCAACUUGAUUGAUACACCAGGUCAUGCGGAUUUUACAUUCGAAGUGCUGCGGUCAUUGCGCAUUCUUGACGGCGCAGUCUGUAUUUUGGAUGGCGUCGCUGGUGUUGAAGCCCAAACGGAAAAAGUAUGGCACCAGGCUAGUGUGUACCAAAUCCCACGAGUUGUAUAUGUCAACAAGCUUGAUCGCGAUGGCGCUGCAUUCGGGCGCACGGUGCGUGAAGUAGGCUCGAGACUGCAGGGCUGGCCCGCAGUCUGCCAAAUCCCUUGGUUCGAAGGUGGCAAUGGACGCUUUACUGGUAUUGCGGAUGUUGUUUGGCUUCAGGGUUUAUUAUGGAAGGAAGGCGGUGACGGUAAAUCCGUCAAGGUGUUUGACCUAGCUGGUUUGGAAAAUGAGGAUAAAAGACUCGCCGAAGAAUUGAAACGAGCUCGAGUGGCUUUGGUCGAACUACUGAGUGAACAUGAUGAAGAUAUGGUCGAGUCGUUUUUUGAGCAUGAAGAUCAUCUAAAGGUUCCGCCAAUGACUAUACUUAACAGUCUCCGCAAAUGUUUGCUUGGCCCGGAAUCACAGAAGAUAAUACCAGUGUUUGCUGGCUCUAGUUUCCGAAACAUGGGAGUGCAGCCUUUGCUCGACGCAGUCAACAAUCUUCUUCCAGGCCCAUCCGAAUCAAUCGAUCCGGAGAUCAGUCUUGGAAGCACUAAGGGGUCUCUAGGAAAUCUACUAAGCGGAGAGUUAGCUUUACAACAAGAAGCAAAGACCGCCGAUAUUACGAAAUCAAAGCAAAAGAAGAAAACGGCAAUUAUACCGGCUUCGAUAAACACGAAAGAGCUGGCUGCUAAUCUGGAAAGCUGUGCAUUGGCAUUCAAGGUCGUGAGCGACGCCAAGCGUGGAGUUCUUGUCUAUGUUCGUGUCUACUCAGGAUCCCUCAAUAGGCACUGCCAUCUAUACAACACCAAUCUUCACGUCACAGAGCGAGCUCCUCGUCUUUUCAAAAUGUACGCUAAUGACGCUGUUGAGGUCGACUCCAUACCCGCCGGUCAUAUUGGUGUUGUAUCUGGACUGAAACAUGCCCGUACUGGAGACACCCUCAUUUCAUGCGUUGGAAGCAAGAUGACCCCUCCUGAACCGCUGAACACUCUUCAACUGCGUCCUAUCGAUGUACCGCCUCCUGUCUUCUUCGCCAGUAUUGAACCGCACAGUCUUAGCGAAGAGAAAAAUAUGCGAGAAGCUCUAGCAUUACUUUUGCGAGAAGACCCUAGUCUUCACGUUACCGUAGACGAAGACUCCGGCCAAACACUGCUAAGCGGCAUGGGAGAAUUGCAUUUGGAAAUUGCUCGAGACCGACUAGUCAACGACUUCAAAGCCAAAGCAACCAUGGGCCGAAUCGAGAUUGGAUAUCGAGAAUGUGUACUUGGUCCAUCAAAUCCGGUGACCAAGAUUUUUGAUCGAGAAGUUGCAGGCCGAAAAGGAAAAGCUGGAUGUACAGCAGUCGUCGAACCAUACGAUCCGGAGUCGGACUCCGAUGAGAUAACCUCUGAUAUCAUCUUCGCAGAAACCGUAGAUGGAAAUCGAAUCAUCAUUUCCGCUCCGGGGAUAAACAUAUCUACAGACAAGCGGGGCAAAGAAGAGAGUUCAAAUCUCCCACCACAGCUAGAUGUGAACUCGUUCCGAAAUUCGCUGUACAACGGCGCGCUGUCUGCAUUUGCGCGUGGCCCACAGUUCACGUUUCCGAUGCAUAACACAAAAGUAACGCUGACAUGCAAUGUCGUCGAGCACCUUUUCGGUUCAGAGAGUAGCGCUUCAGCCCUCUCUGCUGCAGCUAGGCUCGCGACUCAAGGCGCAUUGCGUGACUUAGCCACAGGCCAAAACAGCGGUACUUGUAUGAUGGAACCAGUCAUGAACGUAAUUAUUAGCGUCGACGAAGCCAGUCUCGGUGCCGUGGUACAUGACAUUUCCUCAGCGCGCGGCGGGCACAUUAUCUCCCUCGACGAAGAGAUGCCCAUCUCAACCUCUAUCGACAACACUAGUCCUGAAGAUGAACAAGUCGUCAUUGACGUCAAUAAAAUCUACGCACCGCCAGACCCCUUCGAAACACCCACUGUGGCAGGCGGAUUACCCAUCCAGGCACCUGCCAACCAACCCCGAACAAUCACUGCAAAGGUGCCAUUGAAAGAAAUGGUUGGUUAUUUGAAACAUUUGCGCAGUUUAAGUGCGGGGAGAGGCACGUUUGUGAUGCACGUUGAUCGAUUUGAGAGGAUGUCUGCGCAGAGACAGAAGGCGGUUUUGGCUGACUUGCACAGGUAG
Messenger RNA from Talaromyces amestolkiae, 2778 nucleotides. RefSeq lists its product as uncharacterized. Gene Ontology annotation, molecular function: GTP binding; GTPase activity. The coding region runs from base 1 to 2778 and encodes 925 amino acids. Lineage: Eukaryota; Fungi; Ascomycota; Eurotiomycetes; Eurotiales; Trichocomaceae. The record is from RefSeq and is a predicted model, not a curated record. Gene Ontology annotation, cellular component: mitochondrion. The transcript has a single exon. Gene Ontology annotation, biological process: ribosome disassembly; mitochondrial translation.